This is a messenger RNA of Rotaria sp. Silwood1, 774 nucleotides long. The record is from the annotation of a GenBank genome assembly. NCBI's taxonomy places the organism in Eukaryota, Metazoa, Rotifera, Eurotatoria, Philodinida, Philodinidae.
AUGGAUAUUGAUAUACCAUCAAUUGAUGAAAAUCAAUUAAAAGAAUUAUUUGAAUCAAUUUAUAAAGAAAAAUAUUUAUCAUAUGAAAAAGAAAAUUCGUCUACGUAUUUAAUUAAUGUUGAAAAUAAAUAUCUUAUGAAAUUAUUUUCACAUUCAUCUAUUUCACUUGAACAAUUACAAACGAUUUUAUUAUCAUGUCAAUUUAAUGGAACAAUUCUUGAUAGAUCUAUUAAUCAAUCUUAUAUUGUUAUUUUUAAUAAUAAUUUUUCAUCAAAUAAACAAAUAGGACAUUUUUUAGGACAAUGGCGUUUACAUACACGUAUAAAUCUUAAAAUAUUAUGGAAAAAUCCAUAUGAUAAUGAUUGGUUUAAUCAACAAUAUGCAUCUAUAAUUAAUAAAAAAAAAAAUAAUUAUCCAUUUUUUCUAUCAAAUUUAUAUACAUGUCAAGAAAAAAUUUCAAUUAUAGAAGAAAAUCAAUUAGAAUUUGGUCUUUUAUGGACUAAUAAUCAACAAUCAUUUUAUAUUAUGGAUUUAAUUUUUUAUUUUCUAAAAAAUUUUGAUUUAUUUAUUGAUAAUAUUAAAGAAAUUAUUAAUGCAUAUGAAGAAAUUAUUCAAUUAACAAAUGAUGAAAUCAAUUUUUUAGAUACAUUUAUACGUUUACAAUUAGUUUUAUUAUUAAAUAAUCAAGAUAAUAAUAUUGAUGAUGAUAAACAAUUAGAUUUACUUGAACAACUUUCUUCAAAUGUUUUUUUUAUUCGAGAUCUAAUCAGAUGA